AUGAAAGUUUUCAAUUUGAAGCAGUGGCUCGUAUUCAGCGUGUUUUGGCAUGCGAUGUCGCACGCUUUGCAUUUUGACGUCCCCGCUACUUCUGAUCCCAGCAAGAAGCUCUGCAUCCGGGAUUUCGUCUCUGAGGGCCAGAUGGUCGUUAUUUCGAUAACGACUGAUGGUUCUGCGAACGAUGGCCAGCAAUUGAACUUCUUCGUGUACGAUUCUGCCGGGAACGAGUACCGCAGCAAGCGUAAUUUCGUCGGCGACGCAAAAGUGGCAUUCGUGUCCCCUGCGACCACGUCCUUUGACAUGUGUCUGGAGAACCAGCUUCAAUACACGGGCGGGAACCGUGGGCUGUCUCGUUCCGUUGAGUUGGACGUCGAGAUUGGCUCGCAGGCGCGGGACUGGAACCAAUUGUCCGCGAACGAGAAGUUGAAACCAAUUGAGGUCGAAUUGCGUAAGAUCGAGGAGUUGACGGAUGAGAUUGUCGACGAACUGGUGUACAUGAAGAUGCGUGAGGAGCGACUCAGAGAUACAAACGAGUCCACGAACUCGCGGGUGAUCAACUUCUUUCUGCUGACCGUCGUCGUGCUUGGCUGCGUCGCCGUGUGGCAAAUCACAUACUUGAAACGGUACUUCAAGACAAAGCAUAUUAUCUGA
Molecule: messenger RNA, 651 nt
Organism: Huiozyma naganishii CBS 8797
Lineage: Eukaryota; Fungi; Ascomycota; Saccharomycetes; Saccharomycetales; Saccharomycetaceae
Product: emp24/gp25L/p24 family protein
Exons: 1
Coding region: 1-651 (216 amino acids)
Biological process (GO): endoplasmic reticulum to Golgi vesicle-mediated transport; intracellular protein transport; Golgi organization
Cellular component (GO): COPII-coated ER to Golgi transport vesicle; endoplasmic reticulum; Golgi apparatus
Source: RefSeq, a predicted model, not a curated record